CACAGGGCCCGGUGCCAACUCCUCCUGUUCCUGCACCCCGUACUCAGGCUGGAGCAGGCCAGGGUUACACACCCUACCCGCAGCAAGGACAAGCUGCCUAUCCCCAGCAAAAUCCACCUCUUUACCCCCAACAGGGCCAGGCACCUUAUCCGCAGCAAGGUCAAUCGCCUUAUCCACAACAAGGUCAGGUGCCUUAUCCGCAACAAGGUCAACCACCUUAUCCACAGCAAGGUCAGGCACCUUAUCCACAAGGUCAGAUGCCCUAUCCCCAGCAAAGUCAGACACCCUAUCCACCACAAGGCCAGAGUCCAUAUCCACAUAAAGGUCCAGCACCCAUUCCAUCACAGAGUCAAGCAGCGGUCCCACAAGCAGGUCAGGCACCCUAUCCUCAGGGCCAGACACCAUACCCACAAGCGGCAGCAGUAGCACCUG
This is a messenger RNA of Candidula unifasciata, 432 nucleotides long. The record is from the annotation of a GenBank genome assembly. NCBI's taxonomy places the organism in Eukaryota, Metazoa, Mollusca, Gastropoda, Stylommatophora, Geomitridae.